Messenger RNA from Parastagonospora nodorum SN15, 450 nucleotides. RefSeq lists its product as hypothetical. Bases 1 to 450 code for a protein of 149 amino acids. The transcript is spliced from 2 exons. NCBI's taxonomy places the organism in Eukaryota, Fungi, Ascomycota, Dothideomycetes, Pleosporales, Phaeosphaeriaceae. The record is from RefSeq and is a predicted model, not a curated record.
AUGAAGUACACAAUCUGCUACUCUCUAUGCUCCACCCCCGCAUGGGUGUCAGUCCUCCCAGUAGCGAUCUUAUACGAAUAUCGAAUUACUGGCAUUUCUCCCAAUGAAAAGCGCGCUACGAAGAGACGCUAUAUCGAGACAGCUAUCCAGAACACAUCAUUCCUAAGGGACAACCGCAAAAGCUUUGCAACUGACUACUUCGACACCAUCAUAUCCUGGGUCGAUCUCCACAGUCUUGGAGCUGGCCCGAAGGUUGGUGCGUAUGACGAGAGUAUCACGGACUCGGCAGAUGAACGGCGUCUGAUUGAUGUGGUUGAUCGCGAUGUCACGUCUCACCUGAACCUUCGACUGAGCGCGCCUAUGGAUCUCGCAGCAUUUCGGAGCUGCGUAGGAAGCAGCCAUGACAAUCCCGCCGCGUACAAUCCUGAGCGUACCAGGGCCAAUCUGUAA